Messenger RNA from Capsicum annuum, 3640 nucleotides. RefSeq lists its product as uncharacterized. NCBI's taxonomy places the organism in Eukaryota, Viridiplantae, Streptophyta, Magnoliopsida, Solanales, Solanaceae. Bases 245 to 2413 code for a protein of 722 amino acids. The record is from RefSeq and is a predicted model, not a curated record. The transcript has 10 exons.
GAAAUUAACAAAAAAAGAAAAGAAAAGAAGUUAAAUACACUGAUCCUUCCGCCAGUGUUGUCUUAAACUUUGAAAGUAUAAAUAGUAAGCAGAGAAUCUGAUUGUUGUCUACUGGCUGGAAUCUUUCACUGCUGUAACAAGUAAGCAAAGCAAACCCAAGGGUUUGAAACAAAAACAGCAGCUGCCGAUUGUUGUUCCUCUCUACACCACCAAAGCUUGUUUUGCUGCCGAGCAAAGGAAAAGAAUGGCUUCGGAGGUGGCUUCUACAGAGGACGUGUUGAAUGCAUUGCUGGAAUACUUAGUUGAUCCUCGGUUGCCUUUUAAAUCAUCUGUCCUUAAGGAAGCUCCCACUCUUUCUCAGCAGCAGUCUGUAGCCACACAGUUGCAUGCUGUUGUGAUACUUUACAACUACUACCAGAGGAAGCAAAAUCCACAGGCGCAAUAUUUAGAUUUGGAGUCAUUCUGCAAGUUGGCCAUAACCCUGAGGCCGGCGUUGAUGUCAUACAUGAAGUUCACGGAUCAGUCUGAUCCAACUGCCUCCAAGGACAUGAACAAUGAUCUCUCGGUGGCUGAAAAAGCAAUCCAAGAUGCUUGCAACAUAUCUUGUGCUUUGGAUGCCUUGAGAGAUGUUCCAUCAAUAAAAAAAUGGUUAAUUUCCAAAGUUUCUGUCUUAUUGCUAGACUCUAAGAAAGAAGCAUGUUCGCUGCUUUAUAGUUCUGUCACUGAAGGGGUUUGGUCUCUCCUCGAAAAAAGUCUUGAGCUUCCCACUGCUGAAAUAGAAGGUACGGUGGAGAGAAAAAAGAGGCGAACCAGUAUAAGACCAGUGACUGUAGAGCGAAAUGAUGAUGACUCUGGCUUUCAGCAGCUUGCAUUUUCGGCUGUCCAGGAUGCAACAGGUAUUCCUAAGUCUGACCUUGUGACUUUGGAGAAGCAUGUGGUGUAUUCACUAACAAAAGAAAAGACAGCGUCUUGCUUUUACAUCAUGCAAUGUACCAAAUCAAUCAAUGAAGACCUUCAAAUUCCUGUCAAGGAGUUUCUUGAGAGUUUACAGGGUCCAUUGGUGAAAAAGAGUUGUGGUAGUUGGUCUGCUACAGAAGGAGUUGAGUACUUUCAUCUGCUUCCCUAUGCCAGUAUUUUGUCAAACUUUUUCCUGAGGGACGUUUCUAGUUUGGGUGGCUCAAAUACAAGAAGCCAUAAGGAUAUAAGAGACAGCUGUGAAAAAGAAAUUUCUGAGAGCAGAAUCUCAUCGUCUGAUCAAAACUUGGGCAAUGUAAGCAUCAGGACUGCUGUAGGUUCAGAAAGUGCUUGCAAAGAGGCAAGUGCUCUUAAAGGAAGUCAGAGUGUAGAGGUGAAGAUUGAACCGACGGAAGCAAAGACGCCUGAUGAAAGUUCUGAAGUUUUUAUUGGAACCAAGUCAGAUCACAUAGGCCUAGAAAUUUCAGAGGCAAAAAAUGGUGAUGGUUGCCAUGAAAAAGUUGGCCGUUCUGCUGUUGGUCAAGAAGCAACAGCUGUAGGUGGCCCCCAUAAUAUACGGGAAAGUGAAGAAACUGGAACAGAUAAUUCAGUUAAAACUACAGAAGUUGCAGAUCUUCCUGGUGAUAACCUAAAUGGAGUCAACUUGAAAUGCUUAAAUGAUACAAGCAACAAGGUACACCAUGAAAAAAUCAGAGACCAUGAGGAAUCAACUGUAGAAGAACUUCAUGGUAUAAUCGACCACCCAAAGACACCAGAAGAGAAAACUGAGGAGCCGGUGAAGUCCACUAAAGGCUGUGAAGACAAUGUUUAUAAUGAUAUGGAGUUAGCUGGUUCUCAUCUCGAACCUAUGGAGGUGAAAAUUGAUGAUGGUUAUCACCUUUCUAGUUCUCCUACUAGGCCUCAGAGGAUGGAUGUUGAUGCAUGUAUUCCUUGCUCCAAAAAUGGAAAUAGCAGUAAGGAUGGUAAGCUAACCAAAGAAGUUCAUCAUCACCAGAAAAAGAGGACGAGGGAGAGUGAUGGAGAAAUCAUUGGAAGGGGUAUAAUUCACAAGGCACAAAGAGCUGCUGAGGUGAAGGCUGAUGAAGAGCGUGACUUUUCCACUAUCUCACCUAAUCAAAAUGAAAUUUCUGUGGCACAUACUGGGCAUGUUCCUUGCAAGCCUGAAUCUAUGGAUAUAGGCGAUUUAAAAACUGUUUUGGCUUCAAAAGAGGAGGCUUUGACAAAAAGUUCCCUUGAAGUUCUUCUUCAUAAACGGCAGAAACUGUGUCAUCAACAACUUAAAAUCAGAAAUGAAAUUGCUUCAUUUGAUGAAAGAAUUCAGAGAAUCUUAGAUGGUGGCAAAGGUAGUUUGGCUCUAAAACUAGAAACGGUCCUGGACUUCUGUGAUGAAACAUGCUCGAGGAUAGAGCUGCUAUCCAAGAACACGGCCAGUAACUGAAGCAUUGUGGUGGAUUUCAUGCUAGAGUGAUCUGCAUUUCACAUGAUUACAGACUAUGGAACAUCAACACCAACAUUUUCGAAUCAUAUUAUGGCUACCAUACUACUAAUUCUAUAGUACUGUACUAGUUUCAUUAUUGUCCACUUGUGGGAAUCUACUGGGUAUGUUGUUGUUGUAUUGCCCAGACGCAACUAUAUGUGCCUUUGAGUUGAAAUUUUUUGUCUAUAGUUUAUUGAUUUGUUGUCUAUUGAACACCUAUAUGUGCUGCCUCUUGAUAAGAGACUUGUGUUUCGUAAUGUUUUUAGCAAUGGAAUUCUGUUCUGGACGCGUUGGGGUGUUGAGCGAAUGAGAUAUACUCUCCUUAUAUGAUCUCGAACAAUCUUCUUUCUCAUGACUCAUGAGCUAGCUGGAGUUAAGAUAAGCAUCAUCACUGAUAUUUUAUGACAAAUUUUGAAAAAAUUUAUAACCUCUCAUAGUUUAUUCUGGUCUUCAACAACCAAAACUUCUUAAUUAUGAUUUAAAAUAUGUAACUUUCACUUCAUAUGCCUCAAAACAUCCCUACACAAAUACUUUUGUCCUCUUCCUUGCACGAGUGGACUGAGUAAAUAGUAGGAAUAAUUUUUUUUUUAGAGAAAAUGUUCUGUUUUCAUUCUGAAUUUUACGUGAAAUUGUUGAGACACACUCGAACUUUAACAGGGUCUAUUACCUUUGGACUAAUUAAAAUCAUAUUUUUUACAAUCUUAGUGUGGCACAUACACUGAAGGUUCAUGUAGACACAUGUAUGUGCCACGUAGGAGGCACUAAGGUUGCCAAAAAUAUAAUUUUAAUUAGUUAGGGGUAAUAGGAUCCUCCUAACGUUCAGAUAUGUCUCAGCAAUUUCGUGUAUAGGACGGACACGGUGCAUUUUCUCAAAAACUUGUGAACAACAAAAAUGUAGAGAAACAAGUCAGUCUCAAGGGCCCUAUAGUAAUCAAAGAAAGCCAAUGAAUGAACACCAAGUAUACAAAACUAAGAUAAGGCAAAGGAAAAGCAAUUUGUACAAUAAGUUUAUAUUGAUAAUGUAAGUAAUAUUAUUAUCUAGAAUCAAUCCACAAAAGGGGUGCCACGUGUAAUAUUGUAAAUCACAAAUUGCAAGUCAUCGCUAAUAUUAUUAUCAAAGUGAAAAAUAUUCAUCAUACAUACCAUACUUACAAUAAGUGAGAGCAAAAGAAGAAGAAAGAAGUAGUA